GUGUUCUUAAUGUUUUGUCCACUCAGUGUACUGUGUAUUAACACACACACAUCAGCUGAUGGCCAGAUUGUGCAACAGGAUAACAUUCAUGAGAGGGUGUUGUGGACUGCAGGAUCCUGGGGGGGACCAGACUGUCUUUCCUCUGAAUGGCAUGACCGGAAACAAAAGCAGAAGGGAGAGAGAGAGAGGAGAGAGAGGAGAGAACAUCUCCACACAUUUUGUCACUUUGCUCUAGUGUCAGAUCAGAUUGACAGUGAUUUAAAGAGGGAGAGAGAAGGGUAUUUUCAUGCAUUUCUCUGUCUUGAAGAGCCCAAACCCCUGCAUUCCAAGUAGAGUAUCUAACGAAUCCAACCUGCCGAGAGAGAAGAAGUCACGGUCCUCCAGGAUCCUCUAUCAGGACCCGUCAGUCUCAAUCUCCCCCUGGUCUACUCAGCCCUAGAUAUGGACAGCACAACAGGAUUCUCCCUGACCCCUGUCAAUCACAACCACACCAACAGCAGCUGUUCCCGUGACAACGUGCUGAAGACUGUGGUGUUUCCUGUUCUCUACUCCCUCCUCUUCCUGUUGGGCCUGUCCCUCAACGGCCUGGCAGUGUGGGUGUUCUUCAGCAUCCCCAGCCGCUCCCACUUCAUCAUCUACCUCAAGAACAUCGUGGUGGCCGACGUCCUCAUGACCCUCACCUUCCCCUUCAAGGUGCUGUCUGACUCCAACAUGGCGUCCGUGGGUCUGCGUGUCUUCGUCUGUCGUGUCUCCUCUGUGCUCUUCUAUCUCACCAUGUACAUCAGCAUCCUGUUCUUUGGCCUCAUCAGCAUCGACCGCUGCAGGAAGACCCUCCAGCCAUUCAAGGGGACCAACGCGGCUCAUCUGUCCCACAGGAAACUGCUCUCUGGGGUUAUCUGGUGCUCCCUGCUGGCCCUCUCCCUGCCCAACAUGGUCCUGACCAGCCGCAGCCCCACCUCAGUCUACUUCAAAUGCAGUGAUCUGAAGACGGCGGCUGGGCUGCAUUGGCAUGAGGUGGUCAACCAUGUGUGCCAGGUCAUCUUCUGGGGCAACCUGGUGACGGUGAUAGUGUGUUAUGCCCUCAUCACCAAAGAGCUGUAUAGUUCCUACGCCCGCGCCAGCGCUUACCGUGCUGGUGGAGCCAGCAGAGCUGGUACUGGUAAAGGGCAGCGCCAGCCCCAGAGAAAGACUGUGAGUUCAAACGUCUUCCUGGUGCUGGCUGUGUUCUUUGUGUGCUUCGUGCCGUUCCACUUCUCCCGCGUACCGUACACCAUGAGCCAGACCCGGGGACGCAUGUUUGACUGUAACCUCAAGCUGUUCUUCUUCCAAUUAAAGGAGAGUACACUCUGGCUGUCCUCCCUCAACUCCCUCCUGGACCCUCUCAUCUACUUCUUCCUCUGUAAGUCCUUCAGGACCACCCUGUUCAAGACGCUCCGUCUCCCACCUGGGACCUGUAGCUGGCUCACUGGGAGAGGGCCGGACCCCAACACAGGCAGUACCCCUCUGGGAGACUCCUCUGCUUGUCUGUAGCGAACUAAAGCUCUCUUCUGAAGGACUUCCAUGUAUUGUGGUCUGAUGAAUGUUUCACAGAGGAUCAUACUGCCCUCUACUGGAAGGCUGACGGAAACAUCAACUGUGUGUUGAUUGUAGCUCUGUCUGGGCAAUGGAAAGAGUAGAGUAGGAAACUCUGCACAGACCAGUGAUAAUUACAAUAAUAUACAAACCAGUCUGUAACACCAGUCUGUAACACCAGUCUGUAACAUGUUGUAGAAUGUCAUAUCCCCCUCUAAAUGUCACCAUAACCUCAUGCCAAAGGAAAUCACCUAAUCACCAUGUCUGUCUCAUAACAGCUUAGUUCCCCAUACUGGCAUUCUGCUUUGACCUCGUUAUUUUUUAGGCUUCAGGAACUGAAAUAAGAGAUAUGUAAUUAUGUGUAACCAUGGCACAACACGUAUGCCUAUAAUGGACAGCAAGACGUCCUAUACUACAUAAACUUGUGAAAUCUAAAUAUCUAAAUUUUCUCUCCCAUUCGUUGAUCCAUGUCUUUAACCAUUCUUCAACAAAACAAUAUGAUACUGAGGGAAAAAUCCCCUGAUUUCUCUGAUGCAUUGAAAGCCAGAUGUUCUGUAUGUGUAGACAGACAGUAUACAACCUUUUAACAGUUGGCCUAAGGGCAGGUGGGAGGCUCCUACUUACUGCUGUACAGUGACCACAGAGGAACCUAGAAAAACAAGCUGUGAGUGGCCGGAGGCUUUCCGUGGAAGUGAGCAAGAUGUGAAACAACACCAGUAAAAACCACACUGCGAAAGAGGGCUGAAAGUUAAUGUGAAAAUAAUAGUUUAUGUGAAAGAAAUGGUGUGUGUGCAUAGUGUAAGAGCAUGAGAGAGAGAAACAUGGGAUCAACACGUCUGAUCUUUUAAAUAAUAAUUAAUUCCAGGAUAAAAAAUGUUUUAAAAAAACACCAACCUCCCUGUGAAAAUAUAACUAACAUACAUAACCUCCCUAACCUGCCGAAUCCAGGUCACUGGUAGGAGAAAUACCAUCUGCAUGGGCAGAUGCUAACAGCAGCAGUUCCAUCAGUCUCAUCAUAUGGCUCAGGUGGUAGAACAUGGCUCUUGCAAUACCAGAAUUGUGGGUUUGAUUCCUGGGUCACCCACACACAAAAUAUAUGCAUGCAUGACUGUCAGUAACUUUGGAUAAAAUCAUCUGUGAAAUUGCAUGAUAUUGUUAUAUUAUAAGAAGUUUGACAAACAAGGGCGGCUUUUUUUUCAGUUGUGGUCAAAAAAGCCAAAGAUAUUGAUAACUAACCCUGUGCGUGAGCUCUUAUUUUACCACUUCCCCAUCUUCAGGAAGUGUAUUAGGUGACGUAACAAACGCAGGCCCAAUAUAUCGCAGUAACAUAUCUCACAUGAAAGACAUCGUAGUGACUUUCCUCCAAGAUGUUUUUUCUCAACUUCACCGGUGAGUUUCUUUAUUUAUUUAUAAUAACACAUCAUAGACAUUUUUUUCUUAAAUAAUAUUGUUCGUAAAUAUCCCAAAUCUGACAAAAGGUUGCCUUUGAACACAGAAAGAAUAAGCUGUGAAUUUUUUGGGGUGAAUGUUUUUUGUGAACUUUAUGAAUCACAAUCAUUAGACUUUUAUGCUUUCAAUUGUAUUUUGCAAUAACAAUAAACUAUUAAUUCACACAAUGAAAAUGAA
Oncorhynchus kisutch (coho salmon) is the source of this 3198-nucleotide messenger RNA. RefSeq names its product P2Y purinoceptor 12. Bases 442 to 1530 code for a protein of 362 amino acids. The record is from RefSeq and is a predicted model, not a curated record. Gene Ontology annotation, molecular function: G protein-coupled purinergic nucleotide receptor activity. Gene Ontology annotation, biological process: G protein-coupled receptor signaling pathway. NCBI's taxonomy places the organism in Eukaryota, Metazoa, Chordata, Actinopteri, Salmoniformes, Salmonidae. Gene Ontology annotation, cellular component: membrane. The transcript has 3 exons.